Messenger RNA from Macadamia integrifolia, 480 nucleotides. RefSeq names its product peroxidase 60-like. The record is from RefSeq and is a predicted model, not a curated record. The transcript has 2 exons. Gene Ontology annotation, molecular function: peroxidase activity; heme binding. Gene Ontology annotation, cellular component: plasmodesma; plant-type cell wall. The coding region runs from base 1 to 480 and encodes 159 amino acids. Gene Ontology annotation, biological process: response to oxidative stress. Lineage: Eukaryota; Viridiplantae; Streptophyta; Magnoliopsida; Proteales; Proteaceae.
AUGAAGGUUCUGGGAAUAGCUGUUUUUGGGCUUGGCCUAGUUUUAAUCAAAUUUGCUUGUUUGUGUAAUGGUGAGUUGCAGGUUGGUUAUUACAAGGGAAAAUGUCCCCACAAUCGUACAGAUGUGGAGGCCAUUGUCAGAAAUUCUGUAAACUCACAAUUUGGGUUAAAUCCAGCAAUCAUACCACAACUCAUACGCCUCCAAUUCCAUGAUUGUUUUGUGAGGGGAUGUGAUGCAUCAAUACUCCUAGAUGGCAAUUCAACAGAGAAGACUGCAUCUACAAACGAAAACGUGUUGGGUUUUGAUGUCAUUGAUCGCAAAAAAUCCGCUGUGGAAGCCCAAUGCCCUGGUGUUGUCUCUUGUGCUGAUAUAAUUAUCAUGGCUACUAGAGAAGUUGUAUCCUUGGUAAGCUGCUUAUUUGGUUUUCUUUUACUAUGUAGCUCACAGGUAAAAGAUCUUGGAGUGCUUAUUUCUGUUUGA